AUGGACUCCGACGUCCACACUGGCAGCACCACGACUCCCUCCUUCACAUCUACAAACACCAAACGACGUCGAGCCACAUUGACCAAGAACCCUCCUCCCUCCGCCUUUCCUUCCAAACCUUCACUCCGCAAACCACAAUCCUCCGCAACCCUCCAACGAGCCCCGUCAGCUCCAUAUCCACGCAGUCAAGCAGCCUCACAAUCAUCCCGCGAUUUCCACCAGAGAACCCAAUCAAGCGCGUACGGUUCCUCUACCUCCUCUCUCGAACGCAUUAGCGGAGCCCCUUCUCCUGUGGUCCCUUCUGUCGACUACUUUGGAUCGACUGCCAACACCUAUCAACUCCAGCAGCAGUUUCCUCCCCCUCCUCAGACCUCAGAUGACCGUCAUAACGACUUGAUCGGCGCGCCAUUCGACGCCUCAGGUCUUCUUUCAUCCUUCCAAGCCGCCGACAUGAAUGGAAAUCAGAAUGCCAAUGCACAGUCACCACAACCUCCGCCAGUGACAAACAAUCAGACCACACCAGACUUGCGAAGUCACCCGUUACGAAAUUCGCAAACAUUUGGUCCUACAGGCGUGGCUAUGAUGGAAGUCAUACCUCCCAAGUCAGAAAAUGGCACACUCAGCCCCAAGCGAUUCUCGGGAGAUGGCCAGACAAAACCUCCAGGCCCUCUCCGGAAAAAGACAGGCUUCUCGAGCUUUGUCAAUAACAUGCUUGGCUCGCCCAGAACCAUCAAGAUAUCUGCUCCCGAAAAUCCUAUGCAUAUGAUUCAUGUAGGCUAUGACAAUCAGACCGGGCAGUUUACGGGACUUCCUGCGGAUUGGCAGAGAAUCCUCUCUGACAGCGGGAUCUCCAAAAAUGAGCAGGAUCAAAAUCCCCAGAUGAUGGUGAAUAUCGUGGAGACCUACAAGAGUAAUUUUGGAGGUGUGGAUGAUGGCGUCUGGCAGAAAUUCGACCAUGCAAAGCUCUCGGACUCUCCUCAAAGCAGCAACAGCAGCUAUCAAAGUCCGGUGACUCCCAACAUUGGAGCAAGUUCGGCUGCGUAUUCACCAAUGGCCGGUGUCAUAUCGCCUCCCGCAAGUCCUCGAUUUCCUCAAAACCACGAAGGAAGCUUCGAAAACCCUCGAGCACCCCCGCCAAUACCGAAAGGGCCUCCAGCCAGUGCAAUGACAGGUGGAAAACCAGGCCCGUCUAAUAUCAUGAUGCCCAAUCGACCUGCUCCCAAGCCUCCUGUUCAGAACAUACGGGAUCUGGCUCCCACUCGGCCCGCUCCCCCUCCCCCAGUCCCGCGGGAUUUACCAUUGCGGCCAAGUCAAGAGCAGCAGAGACCUCAGCCUUCAGCGCCAGCGCCACCCCUCCCAGCUUCGCCGCCAAUCCCUCAAGAAGAGGCACGUAGUCGUUCCAAUUCCAAAGGGCCGGCCGCUACAACUCCUCCACGUGCACAGCCAGCCAUUCAAUCUCCAGCGCAGUAUCAGCAACAGCAAGAACAAGCAAUGUUGUUGGCGCAGCAAGCCAUUCAGAGCAAGCAACUUGACCGGAGCCGAAGUCAACGUCAAGUGGCACAGGGAGCGCCUGAGGUUCCACCGAAGAUUCUGCCUCCGUCAGCCAGCCCCAACGUUCCAGAGACACAAUUCGCUGCCGCUGCAGACUCUCCGGUUCUGCAGGAUCAACCACAGGUAGCCAAGGUUGGGCCGGUACCUGGCCCUCGGCCUCGCACGAAACGACAACAGAGCAACAUUGUGGACGUCACAGCCAGAUUAAAAGCCAUCUGCAGUCCUAGUGAUCCCACUACGAAAUACCACAAUCUCAGCAAGAUUGGACAAGGUGCGUCUGGGGGGGUCUUCACAGCUUACGAGAUUGGUUCCAAGAGAUGUGUCGCAAUCAAGCAAAUGAAUUUGGAACAGCAGCCAAAGAAAGACCUGAUCAUAAAUGAGAUCAUUGUCAUGAAAGACAGUAAACACAAGAACAUUGUCAACUUCAUGGACAGUUUCUUACAUGAAGGCGAUCUAUGGGUUGUGAUGGAAUACAUGCAAGGUGGCAGUCUGACAGAUGUGGUGACAUUCAAUGUCAUGAGUGAAGGUCAAAUCGCUGCAGUGUGCAGAGAAACACUGUACGGCUUGCAGCAUUUACAUUCGAAGAACGUGAUCCACCGGGAUAUCAAAUCUGACAACAUCCUGCUCUCGGAAAGAGGAGACAUCAAACUGACUGAUUUCGGCUUUUGUGCACAAAUCAAUGAUACCCAGAACAAGCGCACAACAAUGGUCGGAACCCCUUACUGGAUGGCUCCAGAGGUGGUCACGAGGAAAGAAUAUGGCCGAAAGGUGGAUAUAUGGAGUUUGGGUAUCAUGGCUAUCGAGAUGAUCGAAGGAGAACCUCCCUAUCUGACAGAGGCGCCAUUGCGGGCCUUAUAUCUAAUCGCUAAGUACGGCACACCGCGCAUCAAGGACGAGCAAGCGCUGUCACCGGUUUUCCGGGACUUUCUCCAUUUCGCCCUAAAGGUCGACCCCGAGAAGCGAGCAAGUGCGCACGAUCUCCUACACCAUCCAUUCAUGCAUAAUUGUGCUCCACUCACCAGUCUCGCUCCUCUUGUACAAUUAGCUCGAGAGAGCAGAGCUGCAGAGAAGGCUAAUCGAGGCAACUAA
Messenger RNA from Rhinocladiella mackenziei CBS 650.93, 2640 nucleotides. RefSeq lists its product as uncharacterized. Gene Ontology annotation, cellular component: cytoplasm. The transcript has 4 exons. The record is from RefSeq and is a predicted model, not a curated record. Gene Ontology annotation, molecular function: protein serine/threonine kinase activity; ATP binding. Bases 1 to 2640 code for a protein of 879 amino acids. NCBI's taxonomy places the organism in Eukaryota, Fungi, Ascomycota, Eurotiomycetes, Chaetothyriales, Herpotrichiellaceae. Gene Ontology annotation, biological process: regulation of MAPK cascade; protein phosphorylation; intracellular signal transduction.